UGCUGACCGAUUCGAAUACAAUCUAGGUGCACGUUAGCUGCAUGGUAUACUCAGAGGUAUUCAUAUCAAUAUGAAAGAUGAGAAUUGAAGCCGGGUUGGUGCACGUCGAGAGACAUGACGGGCUGCGCGAACUCUGAAAUAAGGCAGUCGUGCGUUUUGCAUAGUGUCAAUCGACAACUGAGCGGAAGAUCGAUUACUCCAUCUAUUGCAUGGUGCCAUGCAGAACAGUGGUUUCCCAGUACUUCGGCUGUCGACGGUGCAGAAUCCUGAUGCAGUCUCGACGACAGGCUGAUACCGACAUUUUCAACCAUUGUCCCACAGAGCGUGACACAAAACGCCACGGAACAAACGGUUCAAAAUAUCGAUAUUUGGCGUCACGGAAAUCUGUGAAAUUUUGGUAAUUUGGCGAGUACGACAUGUCCGAGGUCACUGUGGCGGACUCAUUGUCUCUCGUUUUUGUUGGUUAUCGCCUAUAAUAAUAGUCCGACAAUUAGCGACAACACGUUGACCAUCGACGACCUAAAGACGAAGAAGUCAAUCCGACUGCAACUAUCCGUUUUCCAGCGUACCAUGGCGGCUUCGCUAGCUUCCGCAACGACGGCCGUUUCGUCGCUAGCACCGCUUUCUGAGCAAUUCAAGGCAGAAGUCUCUCUGGUCGACCUGGGUUUUGAUGCAUCAUCCCAGGACAUCUCGGAUAUUCGGGAGUUCGAAUUUGCGUGGAGUGACUUUCUUACCAAGUAUCCCGAACAAACUCCGAAAGGCCAGCGAGAAAACCGCAUUGAAACGCUGCAAAAGCAAAUUCGUGAAACCGAGCUUUCGAAGACUUCGAUGGAAGAAGAGCUGCAAACGCAAUUGGAUUUCUUUCGAACCAAAUGCGAGCAACUUGAAGAUACCAUGACCGCGGAACGUACCGUCGCAAAAGCAUCACAUCAUGCUACGUACGAUGCCUUAUGCCGGCAGUUGGAUGCGGUUGCUCGGGCUGACCACUUACAGCAUCAGACGCUACCCUGGUUGCAUUUUCUUCACGAAGUUGAUCGGAUUGCGGCAAAAAAAAUAUCCGCCGAAUUUGCCACCAGAGAUUCUAUAGAUGAUGGACCAAAGAACAAGGCACGUCCUAGCGCCCGUGCUCUAGCGUUGACGUCCACUUGCGCUACAAUGGAUAGUGGCCUGAGUUCUGACCUCGAAUUACGCUCGUAUCGUAUUGAUCACGCUAUCUUAUCGACUCACGUCUCGGUUUUACGAAAAGAGAUCGAGCGGUACGAGAAAACAAUGGAAUCACAGCAAUGGGCCGGACAGUUCCUGACGGAACACAACGUUUGGGGAAUCCUAACAGCAACCAAGAGCGUCAGUACAGCAUCUGUCACUACCGCAGGGACCAAGUCUUUCUCUUCUCCGCAAAGGGCAGUAGCAUCGUACGGCCGUUCAGCAAAUGACAGCACGUCAUCUGCUGUAGAAACUAAGAUCGCUCCAUCCCAUGAAGAAAUGCCUUUAACGCCCAAUCAUAUACCGCAGCUUUCCGAGCUACCGCUUGAAGAAAGCAAGUCCACAACGAAUGCAUAAACAAAGAAAAUCUACUCAAAAGCAUAUCAAACUGUAAAUCCCCCCCCCCCCCCCCCCAUGUUAUUCUUAC
Phaeodactylum tricornutum CCAP 1055/1 is the source of this 1630-nucleotide messenger RNA. RefSeq lists its product with no specific name. The record is from RefSeq and is a predicted model, not a curated record. Bases 571 to 1560 code for a protein of 329 amino acids. NCBI's taxonomy places the organism in Eukaryota, Bacillariophyta, Bacillariophyceae, Surirellales, Neidiaceae. The transcript has a single exon.